Helianthus annuus (common sunflower) is the source of this 614-nucleotide messenger RNA. RefSeq lists its product as uncharacterized. The transcript is spliced from 3 exons. The record is from RefSeq and is a predicted model, not a curated record. Bases 31 to 375 code for a protein of 114 amino acids. Lineage: Eukaryota; Viridiplantae; Streptophyta; Magnoliopsida; Asterales; Asteraceae.
AUCUAAUCUAAGCCCACCUGUUGGGCUUCGAUGAUGGCAGUUAGAAUCCCAUAUAUGCUGCCCUUGCUCUGUGUUCAUCAUAAGCAGCCUUCAAACUGCAGGGUCCUCAUGCUUGGCUCACAACAUCAUCCACCCAUUCAAAUCAAAUCCAACAUCAAGCUCCAAAAGGUUUUUGAAGAUGAAUCAAGCGGUGUAGUGUGCUACAAAGAUGAGAAAGGGGAGAUAAUAUGUGAAGGAUAUGAUGAAGGUCCUAGGCUCGAUCAACAACAAACCUGUACUACUUCUUCUCAUCCAAGAGACGGAGAAGCCAUUGUUUGUCUUCUUAAAAGAAGUUUGCUUCUAGUUACGGAAGAAGGUGCUGGUAAAGUCAGCUAGUCAGUCAUGGUUGACAAAGACAAACCAUGUCACACCAAUUUAUGUUCACCUGCUCUAACAUCUUUCCAUUUCAACAUCCAACUAUGUAUGUAUAUACUUGUAGUAUCAACUGCCUUUUUUCUGUCUGUUUAAAAAAAAAUCAAAUCAUCCGUAGUUGAAGCUUACUUUGGUGGAUGUAUACAUGGUUUGUGUAUAAAUAGGAAAACUAUAUAGGAUUCAUGACUUCUCUACCUUUUUAA